CUUUAGAACCCUGAAAGAUUGGAUGUUCCCUGUCUGAAACUUUUCCACCUAUCUUAGCUUGGAAGAGAAAGAGAGAGGGAGAGGGAGAGACAGAGAGGAAAUGUGUGUGUGCGCACUUGUGUGCACGAAUCUGGUUGUGUAUGCCAAUACCCGUGUAUGAAGGGGAGAGAGGCGGAGAGAAGAAAAAAAAGAGAGUGAGAGGAGGAAAUGUGAGAGAGACAUGGAAAGAAGAUUGCUUGGUGACUGCUAAGACUGCAGGCAGAAAUAGGCUACAAAAUAACCACUGCAAGCUGCCUGUGAUUUUUGGAAGCUGAUACAAAAUUGUCUUUACUUUUGUUAACUACUAAGAGACAGAUAUGAAAUCUGGCUGCUUCUUCUUCUACAUGUUGAUUUUUGGAAAGGACUUUGUUCACAGUGCAGGACAGGCCACCCCGUGUCCUAUUGGACAUUUCCCCUGUGGAAAUCUGACAAAGUGCUUGCCUCAAGGACUCCAUUGUAAUGGGGUGAAUGACUGUGGAAAUAAUGCUGAUGAAGACGACUGUGAUGACAACAAUGGAUGGUCUCAGCAGUUUGAUAAAUAUUUUGCAAAUUACUAUAAAAUGAUUUCCCCAUAUUCCUUUGAGACACAGACAUCUGAAUGCUUGGUUGACUCUGUGCCGGUGAUGUGUCUGUGCCGGGGCCUAGAACUUGACUGUGAUGAAGCCAACUUACGAGCUAUCCCUUCGGUCUCUUCAAAUGUGACCAUGAUGUCAUUACAAUGGAACCUGCUAAGGAAACUUCCUACUGAUGGGUUCAAGAAGUAUGAGGACCUUAAACAUCUGUACCUGCAAAAUAAUAAAAUUAGAUCAGUAGCCUUGCAUGCUUUCAGGGGACUGCACAAUCUGACUAAGCUGUAUCUGAGUCAUAACAGAAUAACCUUUUUAAAGCCUGGUGUCUUUGAAGAACUUCACCAACUGGAAUGGCUGAUAAUUGAAGAUAACCAGCUCAGUCGAAUUUCCCCAGUUACAUUUUAUGGACUCAGCUCUCUUAUUCUUUUAGCCCUGAUGAAUAAUUCUCUUGCUCGAUUGCCAGAUAAACCUCUUUGUCAGUACAUGCCUAAACUGCACUGGCUGGACUUUGAGGGCAAUCAUAUCAAUAAGUUAAGAAAUGUCACUUUCGUCUCCUGCAAUACUUUAACUGUCCUGGUAAUGAGAAAAAACAAAAUCAACCACGUAAAUGAAAAUAGCUUUUCACCUCUCCAAAGAUUGGAUGAACUAGAUUUAGCGAACAACAAGAUUGAAGUUCUACCUCCAUACCUAUUUAAAGACCUGAAGGAGCUCUCCCAACUGAAUCUUUCCUAUAACCCAAUCCAGAAAAUACAAGCAGGCCAGUUUGAUAACUUAGUUAAACUCAAAUCUCUUGGCCUGGAAGGCAUUGAAAUUGCAAAUAUCCAAAGAAGAAUGUUUAGACCGCUUAGAGAUCUCUCUCACAUAUACUUUAAGAAAUUCCAGUACUGUGGAUAUGCCCCUCAUGUACGCAGCUGUAAACCAAACACUGAUGGGAUUUCAUCCUUUGAGAAUCUCUUAGCAAGCAUUAUUCAGAGAGUGUUCGUCUGGGUUGUAUCUACAGUUACGUGCUUUGGAAACAUCUUUGUUAUCUGUAUGCGACCUUAUAUCAGAUCUGAGAAUAAGCUCCAUGCCAUGUCAAUAAUUUCUCUCUGCUGUGCUGACUGCCUAAUGGGAAUAUACUUAUUUGUGAUUGGAGCCUUUGACCUAAAGUACCGUGGGGAGUACAAUAAGCACGCCCAGUUAUGGAUGGACAGUACCCAUUGUCAGCUGGUGGGAUCUUUGGCCAUACUGUCCACAGAAGUGUCAGUUUUACUUUUAACUUUUCUGACUUUGGAAAAAUAUAUCUGCAUAGUGUAUCCCUUUAGAUGUCUGAAACCCGGAAAAUGCAGGACAAUUACCAUCCUGAUUCUCAUAUGGAUUAUUGGGUUUGUAGUGGCUUUUGUUCCUUUGAGCAACAAGGAAUUUUUCAGAAACUACUAUGGCACCAAUGGAGUCUGUUUUCCUCUUCAUUCAGAACAGGCAGAAAGUACAGGAGCACAGAUUUAUUCAGUAGCAAUUUUCCUUGGUAUAAAUCUGGCAGCCUUUAUCAUCAUAGUGUUUUCCUAUGGAAGUAUGUUUUACAGUGUUCACCAAACUGCCAUUACUGCUACAGAGAUCCGGAAUCACGUGAAAAAGGAGAUGACCCUUGCUAAACGUUUUUUCUUCAUUGUAUUUACUGAUGCGUUAUGCUGGAUACCCAUUUUUAUAUUGAAAUUCCUUUCUCUGCUUCAGGUAGAAAUACCAGGUACUAUAACAUCCUGGGUGGUGAUAUUUAUCCUGCCUAUCAAUAGUGCUUUGAACCCUAUCCUCUAUACUCUAACCACAAGGCCAUUCAAAGAAAUGAUUCAUCAAGUUUGGUACAAUUACAAACAGAGAAGAUCGAUCAGAAGCCAAAGCAGUCAGAAAAUGUAUACACCAUCAUUUAUUUGGGUGGAAAUGUGGCCCAUGCAGGAGAUCCCACCUGAGUUAAUGAAGCCCAUUCAUUUUACAGAGUCCUCUGACACAUCUUUAACCACUCCGUCCACAAGAUUCAAUUCCUACACAUAACUAAUUCUGAAAGUGGAAUCUUCUCAUGUGAAUUUUUCAGUGUGCUUCAUAGUAAAUUUAAUUUUUUUAAUAUACUGUAACAGUGAAUGAGAGGACUAUAGAUUUAUUUGGAAAGUUGUCGUGACAUCAGAUAAUAGGGACCUCAGAGUAUUGGUCGUUCUGGAAAAAACAAUUGUAAUGACUGACAGAGUGGGGCAGAUUAUAUAGAAUGAUGGCGACCUAUAUAGAGAGUGAGGCCGAGAGAGAUAUCUCUCACUCUAUCUACACCCACAUGUACACUCUUUAUCUGGGAACUAAAAACUAAAACAAAACCUUUCAGAUAGGAAUAUAAAAGUAGGAUUUGAAAAAAAAUCACUUUUCAAUCUGCACAAGGACAGAAUCUUCACCCGACUAAUUCAGCCAGGAUAUCAAAAUGCCUUUGGAGAGAUUGCUCGUUAAACCAAGACUUCUAGCUGCCAUGCAGUUGAGUCAAGUAUAUUGAUCUAUUUCCCAAAGUUUCCUAAAUGUUCUUUAAAGUGCACUGUGGCUUAAAAAUGACUCCAGAGAAGUUGCUGCCUGCCAUACAGAGAUGAUCAUUCUGUAAAAGGCCCCUUUGCUCCUUUCCCUUCACCCUCACUGCUGUGGAUAUAGUUCCUAUGUCAGGUCAUAUACCCUUGAACCUUUGAGAACAGGCAUAUUGGUCAAGGGUUGUGGGCAGAUAGUCGGCAUUCUUAUCAGCUGUCCAAAGAGAAGUCCUGUACUCACCUGCUGCUCUCCCACAAGUAGGUGGGAGGGGGUGAUGGAGUGCAAGUCAGGCUGCAGAAC
Molecule: messenger RNA, 3437 nt
Organism: Ornithorhynchus anatinus (platypus)
Lineage: Eukaryota; Metazoa; Chordata; Mammalia; Monotremata; Ornithorhynchidae
Gene: RXFP1
Product: relaxin family peptide receptor 1
Exons: 18
Coding region: 357-2633 (758 amino acids)
Biological process (GO): G protein-coupled receptor signaling pathway
Cellular component (GO): membrane
Molecular function (GO): G protein-coupled receptor activity; protein binding
Source: RefSeq, a predicted model, not a curated record